Molecule: messenger RNA, 1716 nt
Organism: Theileria annulata
Lineage: Eukaryota; Apicomplexa; Aconoidasida; Piroplasmida; Theileriidae
Exons: 1
Coding region: 1-1716 (571 amino acids)
Biological process (GO): regulation of DNA double-strand break processing
Cellular component (GO): site of double-strand break; nucleus
Molecular function (GO): protein binding
Source: RefSeq, a predicted model, not a curated record
AUGAUAGCAUCAGAAGUUUUCGAUUAUGACGAGAAUAAUUUAAAUCGCAACCAUGAAACUGCCCAUAAAAACUCUUAUGAGUCAGAUUUGGAUAAAGAACAUGAAUCUGAGUCUGAGGAAGACCCCGAGUUAAGCUACUACCAGUCCCUGUUGAAAGGAAAUGAGUUUUACUUGGAUGAGAAUGUUGGACUCGAUCCUAUAAAGGCAACCUGUAUUACUUCUAACCAGUCAGGAACUUUUUUGGUAACAGGAUCAGUUGAUGGUACAGUGAGAUGUAUUAACUUCGAUAAGUGGGCAAAGGGAGGUUUUGGAGACUUUUGGAAAAAUAAACUUGAACAGUCAGUGAAUGGACUUUGCUUUAAUACUGAGGAGUCAGUUUUGGCGGUGGCCUCUGGUAACAUGUUGCACUUUUAUACCGACGGAGGAGAUUUGAUAGUUUCAACCACGAAGGGUGAUAUGUAUCUUCUGGACGCAAAGAAAACCAAAGGUCACACCGCAGCUGUUACAUGUGUAGCAAAUGACCCUAAGAAUUCUAAUUUGUUCGCCUCAGGAUCACUCGACGGAACAGUAAGGGUGUUUGACAUUCAGUCAAACAGGCAGAGUAUAUCACUCUCCGUUAAUAAUUUAAAUAUAUAUACCUUGUCGAAUAAGUAUUUAAGUAGGAAUAAGACACCAAAUAACGCUCAUUUGGGUCAGAAGGCGAAGAUGAAUAGGGUUGGGAUAAGCUCCUUGUGUUACUCGUCAAACAAUUUCAAAGAUGUUCUUGUAGCAGGUAACGACCUUGGCUUUCUAGUGGUUUGGGAUCAGAAAACUGCUUUCCAGAGCAUGUACAUUGAGUCCCAUGAUUCAUCAGUUCACUCAGUUCUAUCAUACGAUGAUGGGAAGGUUGUAUCGCAGUCAAACGGCUGUAUUAAGUUUUGGGACUUAAAAAACACACAAAAACCGCUAAAGGAACUCAAUUUACCCCAGCCAAAUGACAUAAACGAAACUCAAACGAUUGUACUUUCUCCUGAUAAUUUACACCUGAUAAUGUCAUCUUCAAACACCCAGAAUAACAAGAUGACAGAAUUACACGUGUUUGACAUUGAAAAGAUGGAAAUAGUAAAUAAACUUACUGUAGAUUCGUUGUUAGGGCCUAUGGUUUGGGCAUACGAGACUAAUCAGUUGUUUAGUGUGUGUUCUGAUGGAAAGAUAUACACAAGAUCAACGGAAUCUAAUGUGGGAGCUAACCACUAUGAUAGGGCAUUAAGAGCACUGGAGAAGAAGAAUAAGUACUCUAAGGUUAACACAUUUUCAGCUAAACCAGAGUCUUAUCCCAUAGAUUAUCUUCCAGAUGACCUUGUUGAAGUUGAGGACGGAGUUCUAAAGAAGCGUCGAGUGGAACACCAUGACAAGUACGGAAUACCUAAGCAGGAAGGGUACGAUUACUUUAAGCAUGGGAAAACACCGAUUACCUACGAGGACGAUGAUAUCGUAACAAAGCUUAGGUCCCAGGUUGAAAAGGACCCUAAUAAGGAACUGACAACAAAGGAAGGCAUAAGGCAGAUACCUUACAAGGCUGACAGGUUCAUGUCAAUAUACAAAAAGACUCAACCUAACCUGAUUCUCGACUUCAACAAGCCGGCCACGAAACAAGAAAACAUGCUUCUUGGAGUCAGUAAAUGCCCUAGGUGUGGCAUUAAAAUAUGCCAAUGUGGAUAUAUGGAUAAAAGGUAA